AUGAUAUCCGGAUUCAACGAAUGGGCAGCAUCAGCCCAACUGGGCCAUACCGAUUCAUUUGCAGAGCUGAACGAACGUCGUCUCGGAAUUGAAGCCGAAGAUUUCAUUGCCAACAUACUCACAACUUCUCCCACAAAAGAACCCCUACUUCCAGCUCUUGGCGGUCUUCCUUUUGCUCUCGAAGAGACUAUCACAAAUCACGUUGGCGUUCUCAGGAGCUAUGGUUGCCAACCUUACUUCAUCUUUAACGGAGUGACUUCAAAUGGCCAGGAAGAGAGACUUCAGGCUGCAACUCGUGCCACCAAGAGCAUCGCAAAUGCUUGGGAGUUGUACGGUGCAUCCGAACCUGAACGUGCCGUUGCUGAGUUCGGUACUUUGUCCGGUACUAUUAACGUCGACAACAUCUACCGUUUCGUUCAAAAUAUCUUGCGCAAGCACGAUGUAGAUUUUCUCGUUGCGCCGCAUAGCGCAUGUGCUCAGCUUGCCUCGAUCGCUGGAACCGAGUUUUGCGAUGCCGUGGCAGGAUCCAGCGACAUUCUUAUGUAUGAGAUCGAUCAGCUUAUCACCAAACUUGACUUCGAGCAGGCUCAAUUCUCGUGGGUGACUCGUCGCGAAUGCAUGGAGGCUCUUGGCGCUCCUUCCACAGCCAUGUUUGUCGAUGCUUGUCUCCUUUCUGGCUGCUCGAUCCUACCCACUCUUCCUCAGUUGGAGAAUGAUAUGACUGCGUCUCCCAGGACUCCAAAGAUCAGAGCUGCCGCUGAUCUUCUCAAGAGAAGCCAAACUAACGGUAACGCUCUCUGUCUACAAUAUCAGGACGACCCGGCUAUGAUUGCUUUGAACUACCUAGACCGCUAUCGCAAGGCAAGCCUGUACAUCAAGCAUUACGUUUGCAUUCGACCCAACGGCAAGAUUGAAUCGGUUGAUGGAGCUUCAGCACCUAGCGACCUAAACAACAUCAUGGGUCACCGCCUGCCAGAGGAGGCAUUUGGUUAUCUUUCGCAUGGCAUCAUCAGUCCUGAAGUGCUCAGCUGGAUAGCGUCCAACGAGAUCAUCGAGCGCCCACCCCUUGAUGGAGGCGAAGCUGAUGCCUACCGUCGUCUGGUAUCUGACGGACUUACUCCUCUGCGGACAUCUGCUCUAUCACUCCUCACAGCUAUAUACCUGAGAUGCUGGUUCGACCCUAACACACCAAAGACCUUGAACGUUGCAGAUACUACAGACCCCAGGACGACGAUUGCUGGAUGGAACGUUCGACUCGAACAGAUCACAGCAAAGGCAACCAAACUUGAACGUGAUGUUUCUUCUCUGGCCUUUGCAGUAAGCAGCUUGCAAGACGCCGACUUUGCCAAAACUACUGUCACACCGAAGUCCAAUGGACAGAAGCCGCUCAGCUCUACAGAAGAGCUGCGUGGCUACAUUCAGCAAGAUCAUCAACUCAGUACCCUUGGCCAAUGCCUGCAAACCGCUUUCUCCCGCCACAACCAACAGGACUUGGAAGAGCCGACACUUCUUGCUUUCGAAAUGUUGCGCCUGAACCUGCUCAACUCGAACAACAUGUUCCCCUACAAUGGUUCUCCCCAGCGUGGAUCUGAGACAGACAAGCGCAACACGCUGCUGGUCAGUAGAGUUGCAUGCUUUGCAGGACUUCGUCACAAGAGCAUCGGAUUCACUGGACCUUUGAGCAGACAUCUGCUUGCUUACACUUCGAUGGUUUCUGCAGUGCGCGGCAAUUUGCGCAAUGUGGUUGAGAUGAGUCUCUUCGGUUUGCUGGCCAAUCAUCACGUGGACCGCGAUAUGCGCCCUAGUGUGUUGGCUCAAAUAAGCUACAGCCUGCCUUUCUUGAACGACCUAGACUGCGCUCUCGGCAUUGCGGUCAAGUCGUAUCUGGAUGAGCUGUCUGCACAGAGCGAGCCCACUUCAGAGGCGUCGCGCCAGGCUGUCAAGACAAAGGGAGCCAACGAAUGGUUCCCACACGCUACCGACUUCCAGGGUGACUUGCAGAGGGCGUUCGCCUUGUGGGAUUCGGCAAGUCUACGCUGCCGUUGCAAGCGCCCCUGA
Messenger RNA from Aureobasidium melanogenum CBS 110374, 2058 nucleotides. Its product is annotated as PIN domain-like protein. NCBI's taxonomy places the organism in Eukaryota, Fungi, Ascomycota, Dothideomycetes, Dothideales, Saccotheciaceae. Bases 1 to 2058 code for a protein of 685 amino acids. The transcript has 7 exons. Gene Ontology annotation, molecular function: 5'-3' DNA exonuclease activity; 5'-flap endonuclease activity. Gene Ontology annotation, biological process: mismatch repair; DNA double-strand break processing; DNA recombination. Gene Ontology annotation, cellular component: nucleus. The record is from RefSeq and is a predicted model, not a curated record.